AUGAAGAUCGUUUCAAUUGCGCUGUGUUUGACUGUUGGCCUUCUUCCUGCUGUUCUGUGUCAGAAUGAUCAACUUCCUCCGCCGGCUAUCUUGGCUGUUGUCGUUCCCUGCGCCCAGCAAACUGGACAGAGCUUCUUCGAUCUGGAAGGUAUCGUGAAGGGCAACUUUACCACCGUUCGCCAUCUCUACGGCUGCUUCGCUGACUGCGUGUUUAAGAAAGUGGGCUUUGUCUCGGAGGACAACGCGUUCCAUGAGGAUGUGCUCAGGACACAGCUGGCUAAGUUCGUCAAAGCUGAGCAGGCUCAGGAAUACACUGAGAGAUGCUCUGCCCGAAUUGGAACGGAGGAAUGUCAGGUUUCCGGUCGUGUCUUCUCUUGCCUGCUCUUCUCAUUCGUCGGCACGAUGUACGCUUAG
Messenger RNA from Phlebotomus argentipes, 414 nucleotides. RefSeq names its product general odorant-binding protein 56d-like. Gene Ontology annotation, biological process: sensory perception of smell. The record is from RefSeq and is a predicted model, not a curated record. The transcript is spliced from 2 exons. The coding region runs from base 1 to 414 and encodes 137 amino acids. Lineage: Eukaryota; Metazoa; Arthropoda; Insecta; Diptera; Psychodidae. Gene Ontology annotation, molecular function: odorant binding.